Rotaria sp. Silwood1 is the source of this 354-nucleotide messenger RNA. The record is from the annotation of a GenBank genome assembly. NCBI's taxonomy places the organism in Eukaryota, Metazoa, Rotifera, Eurotatoria, Philodinida, Philodinidae.
AUGCCGUCAACAAGAGGCAAUACUCGUGGUUUUUCAAGUGACGAUGAUGUGCAUUUGCGCUCAACAGAAACAUUUCACGUAACAGUAGCUGAUUUCAAUGAACGAAUUAAUCGAGUUCACAUAGUUCUUGGAUUGGAGCAAGAUAUGCUAAAAGCAUAUCCAGAAGCUCUUCCAGCUCGUUAUGUUGUUGGUAUUCAAUUUUUUACAACUCACAAUCGCUCGAGUUUGUUUUACGGAAGUAAACAAGGUGAAUCAAUUGUUGAAGAAUUCAAAGAUGGUUUUGUCAUUGGCUAUGUUCGAGGUGCAUCAGGUACAUUUAUUGACCGGCUUCAGUUUAUUUGGUAUAAAACUUGA